This is a messenger RNA of Didymodactylos carnosus, 420 nucleotides long. NCBI's taxonomy places the organism in Eukaryota, Metazoa, Rotifera, Eurotatoria, Philodinida, Philodinidae. The record is from the annotation of a GenBank genome assembly.
AUGUUUGUGUGUGGUGGGCUUGAGGGUGACAUUAUAUUGCCGACUGACGAUCGAGGUGUAGCACAGCUUGGACAACCAGCACGUUGGACCAGAGGUGUUGUUCCCUACGACAUGUCAGCCAUUACAGGCUUCUGGCACGAACAAUCUAGACCGGAUCGUGAUUCGUACAUUACCGUCGAUUAUAGUAAUGUUGGAGCCGGACAAGAACACAAUUUUAACAAGUACACAUGGGGAAAAGAUGUAGAAAAUCAAGGAUUCGCCUACGAUUACACAAGUAUCAUGCACUAUGGGGCAACAGCAUUUAGCACCAAUGGAAAGCCGACAAUGAUUCCGAAACAAUCUGGUGCUAAACUGGGUGGUGACGUAUUGACAAAAACCGAUAUUGCUGAAAUACGAAAAUAUUACAAUUGUGGUGCUUAG